CCGCCGGGACGCGGGCCAAGCCUGCUUUCAGUUUCCUUUCUGGGCCUGCGCCCGGGAGUCGCCGGGACCGUGACGUGGGGGAGCCUCCGGUUCCCAUUGGGAGGCGGAGUUCGGCAGGGACCAAUUCGGGCGCUGGUCCGGGAGAAAUCUCGGUGCAGGGAUCGCAAGAGCGGAGAUUACCGCGGGACGCGCUGUGGGGCGCGGUGCGCGGCGGAUCGCAACCCGGAACUGGCCCGGCGGGGGACGAGCGACGCCAGCCCCGCACUCCUGCCCGAGCUCCGCGCCGGCAAGUCGGAGCAGAAGCCCCACCAGUGAGCUGAGGCCCCGCUGAGCUAAGGACUAAGUACACCAUGGCCAUGUCAGCACCAUUGCGGAGCCUGGAGGAGGAGGUGACCUGCUCCAUCUGCCUCGAUUACCUGCGGGACCCUGUGACCAUCGACUGUGGCCAUGUCUUUUGCCGCAGCUGCACCACCGACGUCCACCCUGCCUCGGGGGGCCGCCCCGUCUGCCCCCUCUGCAAGAAGCCUUUUAAGAAGGAGAACAUCCGCCCAGUGUGGCAGCUGGCCAGCCUGGUGGAGAACAUUGAGCGGCUGAAAGUGCACAAGGGCAGGCAGCCGGGCGACGCAGCCCAGGAGCACUGCGACGGGAAGCUGUGCGAGCGGCACCGGGAGAAGCUGCACUAUUACUGCGAGGAUGACGGGCAGCUGCUGUGUGUGCUGUGCAGGGAGUCCCCGGGUCACAGGCCCCACAGGGCCGUUCUGCUGGAGAAGGCUGCCCAGCCCCACAGGGAAAAAAUCCUGAACCACCUGAGUACUCUAAGGAGAGACAGAGACAAAAUUCAGGGCUGUCAGGCGAAGGGAGAAGCGGAUAUCCUGGACGUGCUAAAGCAGCUCCAGGAGCAGAGGCAGCUCAUCGUGGCUGAGUUCGAGCAGGGCCACCAGUUCCUGAGGGAGCGGGAGCAGCGCCUGCUGGACCAGCUGGCGAGGCUGGAGCAGGAGCUGGCGGAGGGCAGGGAGAAGUACCAGGCCAGGGGCGCCGGGGAGCUUGCCCGGCUGGCGCUCGUCAUCUCCGAGCUGGAGGACAAAGCACAGCAGCCCGCUGCAGAGCUCAUGCAGGACACCAGGGACUUCCUGAACAGGUUUCCGCGGAGGAAGUUCUGGCUUGGGAAACCCAUUGCUCGGGUGGUUAAGAAAAGGAGCGGAGAAUUCUCAGAGAAGCUUCUAUGUCUGCAGAGAGGCCUGAGGGAAUUCCAGGGGAAGCUGCGGAGAGACUUGGAAUAUAAGACAGUGAGUGUCACCCUGGACCCACAGUCGGCCAGUGGGUACCUGCAGCUGUCAGAAGACUGGAAAUGCGUGACCUACAACAGUGACCUGUACCACGGUGCUUACCUGCACCCCCAGCAGUUUGACUGUGAACCAGGGGUGCUAGGCAGUAAGGGUUUCACCUGGGGCAAGGUGUACUGGGAAGUGGAGGUGGAGAGGGAGGGCUGGUCUGAGGAUGAAGAGGAUGGGGACGAGGAGGAGGAGGUGGAGGAGGAGGAGGAGGAGGAGGAGGCUGGCUAUGGAGAUGAACACGAAGAUGACUGGUUCGGAACAGAUGAGGAUGAGGAGUCGCUGGGGGACGAAGAGGAAGAAGAGGAGGAGGAGGAGGAAGAGGAGGAAGUCCUGGGAAGCUGCAUGGUGGGGGUGGCCAGAGACUCUCUGAGGAGGAAAGGAGAGCUCUCCAUGCGGCCAGAUGAUGGGGUGUGGGCGCUGCGCCUCUCCUCCUCCGGCGUCUGGGCCAACACCCACCCCGAGGCGGAGCUCUUCCCCGCAGUGCGGCCUCGGAGAGUGGGCAUCGCCCUGGACUACGAAGGCGGCACUGUGACUUUCACCAACGCGGAGUCGCAAGAACUCAUCUACACCUUCACUGCCACCUUCACCCGGCGUCUGGUCCCCUUCCUGUGGCUCAAGUGGCCUGGGACACGCCUCUGGCUGAGACCGUGAGCGCCUGCCCCUCCGCACUGGCCCUGCCACCCCAUGUCUCUUCUCUGGAAUCCGAGCACUGGGGGGAGGAGGUGCCUGGCCGUAGCACCUGAGCAAGGGGGAGGAGGGACCCCACAGUGCUGCUGGUCCCCUCCCUGGGACUGUGGCCCCCAUGGCCUCGUUCAGGGCUGCUGCUCCCUCCACACUGCUGUGGCCGGCUCCUCUGCUGUAGCCUGGGGUCCUGCGCAGACUUCCAGCCUGCAGUCCACGCGGGCUGCUCCCUCCACACUGCUGUGGCCGGCUCCUCUCCUAUAGCCUGGGGUCCUGCGCAGACUUCCAGCCUGCAGUCCACGCGGGCUGCUCCCUCCACACUGCUGUGGUCAGCUCCUCUCCUGCAGCCUGGGGUCCUGCGCAGACUUCCAGCCUGCAGUCCACGCGGGCUGCUCCCUCCACACUGCUGUGGCCGGCUCCUCUCCUGCAGCCUGGGGUCCUGCGCAGACUUCCAGCCUGCAGUCCACGCGGGCUGCUCCCUCCCUCCUGCCCACUGCCUUCCACCCAGCCCUGCACUCCGCUGAGUGAGAGGCCAGGCAGCGUUUUCCGGCCCAUGUAGCCUCCCACACCAUAUGUCCUUGGGAAAGAUCAGUGGACUGUCCCACCCCAGCCAUUUUGCUGUCCCCAAAUCCCAUGGCCUCCCCCUCACCCAGAUCCACCUGCUAUCUUGCCUGGCACUUUAUUUUUUUUUAUCCUCACCGUAGGACAUUUUUUCUUUCUUUGUUCAGAUAGAGCGGGAGGGAGAGACAGGAAGAGA
Molecule: messenger RNA, 2772 nt
Organism: Molossus molossus (Pallas's mastiff bat)
Lineage: Eukaryota; Metazoa; Chordata; Mammalia; Chiroptera; Molossidae
Gene: TRIM26
Product: tripartite motif containing 26
Exons: 8
Coding region: 351-1985 (544 amino acids)
Molecular function (GO): zinc ion binding; protein binding
Source: RefSeq, a predicted model, not a curated record